Molecule: messenger RNA, 507 nt
Organism: Letharia columbiana
Lineage: Eukaryota; Fungi; Ascomycota; Lecanoromycetes; Lecanorales; Parmeliaceae
Exons: 1
Coding region: 1-507 (168 amino acids)
Source: RefSeq, a predicted model, not a curated record
AUGGGUUGCGCAGCAUCCCGCGAAUCCAGCGGCCCCAAUAGCGACCACCGCCGCAAACAGCACCCCUCCAGCUCCUACUACGACUGGGAUAAAAAAGGAGGCUAUAUCCCCUACCGACACAAAGGAGAGCGUAGGCCCCGUUGGCAUCAGGAGGACAAGGAAGCGUAUGCGCAACAGGUACGCGAUGCAGCAGAACGCGAACGAAACCGUCAGGCAUUGAAGCAUUACGCAGCUGACGAUGAAAAGGCAAAACUCAAAACACAUUACACGGAACACCUGGGGCGAAAAAGGGCCGAAGGCUAUGGGCAACAGGUACGUGACGAAGCGGAGCGAGAACGGAAUCGUGAGGCGUUGAAGUAUUACAAUGUUCACGUAAAAAGGGGAAACCUCAGGAGACCGCAUGAUGAUGAUGAACGCAGGAAAGAGGCGGCGAGGGCAAAGAGGGAGAUGAUCAAGGUGUAUGCGAGUCCUGAUCUGAAAUCGCGUUGGAGCGAUUCGACAAGAUAA